AUGAAUCAACAAGUACAGAACAGUAUCACUCCAUCUUCUCUACCUGUAGAAAAGAAUACAAUUACGAAUUCCUAUUAUGAUGUUAUAUCAGGAUUAGCUGCCUUGGAAAGAUCCCACCAGAUCACAUUUAGCCAAGAUGAACUACUACAGUUAACAGAGAACUCGAAGAAAGUUAGAAAGUCUAAAAAUGAGAAAAGGAAAAUAAUAGAUACUGCAGUAAGGCCAACGAUCCAUAGUUACCUCGGGGGCACCAUAAACGUUACCGACAAAACAAAUUAUGACGUUAGUCAUACCCUUCUCGGUAAUCAUGUCCCGAAAAGUCAACUGGAAACCUUGUCAAGUAUUGAUUUUGCCCAACUAUUUCAUAAAUAUUUAUCAUGUGAGGAUGUUUUACAGAUUCAUGACAUCUUUUUCUCAAAUUCGUUCCCUAACACAUUCUCAAGUCCGCCUGUGGAUAUCCAUAAUGAGGACACAAAUAAGGAAGGUGAAAAGGCCAAAGUUAGGAAAGUUAUAAUAUGUAAAAGAUGUAACUCAAGAUUCACGGGACGGAAUAGAAUGUCAUUAUUAAAAAAGCAUACUUGUAAUAACAGAAGAAGACACUAA
Molecule: messenger RNA, 603 nt
Organism: Naumovozyma dairenensis CBS 421
Lineage: Eukaryota; Fungi; Ascomycota; Saccharomycetes; Saccharomycetales; Saccharomycetaceae
Gene: LDB7
Product: Ldb7p
Exons: 1
Coding region: 1-603 (200 amino acids)
Biological process (GO): chromatin remodeling
Cellular component (GO): RSC-type complex
Source: RefSeq, a predicted model, not a curated record